This is a messenger RNA of Eurytemora carolleeae, 4501 nucleotides long. RefSeq lists its product as uncharacterized. Bases 237 to 1931 code for a protein of 564 amino acids. The transcript is spliced from 4 exons. NCBI's taxonomy places the organism in Eukaryota, Metazoa, Arthropoda, Copepoda, Calanoida, Temoridae. The record is from RefSeq and is a predicted model, not a curated record.
UCUGACUAAAAAUGGAUCUGAUUGUUGGUAAAUUUUAACAGAAAUGAAGAGAUGAAACCUUAUCAAGAAGAAAUAAAUAGUUUUACAUGAAGAUCUGAUAAUGCGUAACCGUCAGUGCAACAAUGUUGAAUAGAUCUGAAAGUUAACAAGAUAUAAAUGUUGCGUGAAGAUGGUUUGAUAGGAAUCUUCUAGAUCAUAAUGAUGGUAUCCUUGCUUCAAACCUCUUUAAGCUGAGGAUGAAGAAGAUUUACAUCAUCCUAGCUCUGUUCACAGGUUCAGUUCUAUCAGAUGAUAUUAACUGUACCCAGUCUUUGCUGGAGCUAGUAGCUAACCUGACCCCGGAGUAUAAAGGAGAGGAUAAUAGUUUAACUCUAAACGGAUUCUUUACUCAGGAUGUUCUUCAAUCCUGUUCCACGCGAAACUUCAGUGUCGAGCUUUGGAGAACGAUAAAUCCUCCAAACGCACAGGUUCCGGAGGAUUUUGGUUCCAGAGAAUACUUUUCAAAAUUUCAAAAUUGUGACAGUCCGAACCCUGAUUUGCUCUGGAAACACGGAGACUCUGUCCACGCGUCUAUAAAGAAGGAUAAUCUAGAGAUAUCCGACACAUGGCAGAACCAGCCCAUCAGGUUCUAUCAUGUUGUGGAGAAGGAGUAUAUGGUGAGAAUAUGUCCUUGUCAUGAAACACAGCUAUCCUGUACAUGCGAGCAUGCCGGGCAGAGUGGUGCUGCAGUAUGCUCGGAGAUCAUUGAAGUUUCCAACCUGGAGGAGGAGCUGGUGUUCUCAUGGUGCAGGGGAGAUAUACAGAAAUCUCCAACUCCGCUGAUAGGGGUCCCAGUCCUACAGCAUUGUCCUGCAAAGGUAAUGCUGACCGGAACCCUGCCCUCCUGCACUCCAGUACGCUCCUAUGACCAGGUGGAGGUUGUCCUCCAACCUAUGGCCCAGGAAGUUGGAGACUGCAAAGAGCUCCCCAGAGAGGGAGUAGGCAGGCUACGGAAGCUUGUAUCACUAGACGCGGUUAACUUAACUCAUGGGAUGUUUCAAGUUAUUAUUGGAAAUAUUACUCAUGAUACCCAGUAUUGUCUCAGGGUUGAAUUAGUAAACCAUCCGUACUGCAACUCAGGGUCAGACCAUACUCUAACUCGGUUGUCUCCAGUCUGCCGGCCGAUAAGUUUAAAGAAGCCGAUACUUAUCGAGGAUCACGUGUGCGGUCGUCCUGAACCCUGUGAGCCCCGGCAUAAUUUACCUCUCAUCACCGGAGCUAGUCUUGCGGUGGCUCUACUCCUUGCUAUCGGCCUUGUCAUCUCACACAGAAUUGCUUGUCGACAGAAUAUAGAAUCUAGGGAUAUAGGAGGAGUUAAUCGUCUUCUUCUACCUCCCUCCACUCCUCUUCAUCCUGAUAUAUUCUUCCUCUACUGGGGAACCUCCAUGGACUUUAUAGAGGUUAACCGGCUCGUUGUGCGCUGGUUGUCAGGCCUGGGUCAUAGAGUUAUUGAUCUCUCAGAUGAAUGUUUACAGGAAGAAUUAGUUUCAAAUCCUGAAUCUUGGAUCACAGACAAGCUUGAGGAUACUAACACUAAAGUGAUCGUAGUUGAGAGUGACACAGUCAAUGAAUGUCUUAAAUCUAAUCCUGAACUUGAAGUAAAGGGAGGGAUAGAUGAUCUCAGAGUUCUUAGUUUAAAACAUAUCCAGGCACGGCUAGCCUGCAACUACCGUAGGUUGAGUGUAAUCCAGUACAAGGUUGGACUCCAGGGUCCUGUAUCCAGUCUGGUUCCCCACACUAGAUAUAUCCUACCGGAGCAUCUAGCUGAACUACAGGCCUGGUUGGCAGAAACCCAGGGGUGGGAUGACAACGGCAACCUGGAGUCUGCCAGGGAACAAACCUUACGGGAUCUUAAAGCAGCAGUUCAGCGCUACACCUCUGCUACAAACUAGAACUAUAAAGUUGACGCUCUUCAGUAAAAAAAAUGUACAGUGUACGUACACUGUACUGUAAAGUAUAUACACUAGUACACUAGAUUACAAGAAAGGUACAAGCUAUGAACUAUGUUUGUUGCAUGGCAAGCAUUGUUUUUGAUAAUUAUAGAGAACAUGAUGUGGAAAAUUUGAAUCUCAUCCAACAUGAGCGGGCAACUGAUUCUCAUAGAGGAGCAGGGUUUAAUUCUUAUAUAACCAGUUUAUGGUUCAGUAUUGCAGUCUUCUCCUGCUCCAGAUAUUCUUAAAUAUCUCCUAAAUUUUGAAUCUUUUAAAGUUUGCAGUUUUUUAUAUUUCCUUGGUGUAAACCUAAAUUUAAUUCCUUUUAAAAAUUAUUUUUGUCAAGCUAAAUGCCUAAAUCCAAAGAUCUGGUCGAGUUAAAGCUAGAUAUGUUACUUAUUCUGGGCCAUCAUGUCCCUUUCAGUACUCAGGCUGGAAGAGAAGGUUGAUGAUCAUUCAUUUGACUAUAAGGAAUGGAUUCAGAAAGAAAGAAUUGAUCUAUUUGGUGCAAAAUUUAUAUUUCUACAAAACUGAACUAUUAUUCUAUUUAUUUUUGGCUAAGUUUAUUUAGUUCAUAAACAAAUGAAUGAUGUUAUUUGACGCAAAUUAUACUUGAAAAAAAGUUCAUGUUAUACUGGGUGUGCCGAGCACCGACCAAUUAAUAGUGUGGAACAGAAAUUCCAAUUAAAUACGUACUUCUAUAGUGCUGAGUGAUGCACGGUGCAUAUUCAUUGAAUUGAAACUGCAUAAGAAGGAUUUUUUAAUCACUGACUACUGAUCCCCCCAAGGCCAGCUGACCGCAGUUGUCUCUUAAAUGUUUAAACGGAACAAAAGUUAUCAAUCAUAGAAAAGAGAAAAAGAUUAAUUUUCAAGACUUUCAUUAAUUUCUGGUUUAUGAUGAAACUGAAGAAUGUACUUUACGUGCUUUAUUUUGACUAACGGGUUUGAUGUCGAAUCAUUAAUUCGAGAACGUAGUACAAGUUUCAAGAUAGUUUCAAGUUCGUUCUAAAAAGAUUAAGUUUUCUUUUGUCUGAAACUGUAUGUUAAAUUCGAAUUUAAUGAAAAGCUCUUCCAAAAGUAUUGGUAAAUUUGAGGUUUUUUGAUCAUUUUUAUCCAAUGGAUAUUUACUUUAAUGACUUUUGCCGAAAAUGUUUUAUGAAAACACACUAAUACAUUUAUCCGAGUCUAUGAAGCUAUUGACGUAUUGAAGAAAUUUAAAAAAUGUCUUCAUAAUUGCUAUGUGAAGCCUUUUAUAAACUAUUGUGUCUGCAUAGACAUAUCCAGAUUUAUAUCCCUAAAUUUACCCUCAUUUGAAAAUACCUAGGAAUGUAUCCAAUUUUUAAGAACCUCUAAUUUCUUCAACACGACUAUAAACUUUCAAAUGUGAUAUUAGAUUUUAAAUACUUCGAUCCCAUUCUCUAACUGUUAUCCGUCUUACACUAGUCAGCGUCCUAAACAUCUCUUCCCUCAUAUUUUCCGCAGAUCCGCACUCCCAUCUCAUACUGAUCCUCACCUUAUCACAACCAUCUUUCAUAGAUCAACCUUCUCCAUCUCCUCAACUCAGUCUUCUCCAACUCCAUCUUCUUACCCAAACUUCUCCUUAUUUUACCCUGUCCUUCUUAUCCUAAGCUUCUCUUUCUUAUCCCAACCUCUCAUUCUUAUCUCAACCUUCUCAUUCUUAUCCCAACCUUCUCAUUCUUAUCCCAACCUUCUCCAACUCCAUCUUCUUACCCAACCUUCUCCUUAUUGAACCCUCUCUUUCUUAUCUCAACCUUCUCCUUCUUAUCCCAACCUUCUCCUUCUUAUCCCAGCCUUUUCGUUCUUAUCCUAACCUUCUCCUUCUUAUCCCAACCUUCUUCUUAUCCCAACCUUCUCCUUCUUAUCCCAACCUUCUCCUUCUUAUCCCAACCUUCUCCUUCUUAUCCCAACAUUUUCGUUCUUAUCCUAACCUUCUCCUUCUUAUCCCAACCUUCUCCGUACCUAAGAUCUGAACUGAACUCCCUCUUCGGAUAGAUAAAGUAGAUAUAUUGCCUCGAAAUAUUAUGUCAUUUUUAAUGUUAACAUGUUUGAAUCUUUGAAAAUCUGAAUUAUAAAAGCUGAAAAUUUUAAAUAUUAUUUUCACUUUAAUUUGAAAUGUAUUCAUUAAAUAUUCAAUAUUAAAUGUGGUAUGGUAAGAAAACUAAUUGAAAUUCAUGCUGAAACUAUAACCUUCUUAAAAUAACAGUUCUGCUCAAAAUUUUAAAUUGAUAUUUUAUGGUUGAGAGUUCACAUCUUUAUUUUUGGUAAAUAUUGCGUAAGGCCCAGCAUGAACAUUGGACAUUGUUGAAACUUAUUUACAUUGUACUGUGUACAGACACCAUGUCUACCGACUUAUUUUUGUUGGUAUGUACAAAAUAAAUAUUAUUUAAACCUAAUGUCGUGUAUAAUAUUCCUUGUACAAUGUAAACACGUGUAAACACUUGUUAUGAAAUUGCAUUAUUAUUAUUUCUGAGACAUUUAUUUCUACCCAAAAUAAAAAGAUAUUUAAUUUA